UAAAAAAAAACAACCAUGCCUAAAAGGAGCCAACCAGAUGACGCAGAGCCCAAGAGGAGAUCUGACAGGUUGAGAUGUAAACCUCAACCGUCGAAGCCGGAGCCUAAAACCAAGCCAAAGAAGGCGCCCGCUAAGCCUAAAAAAGCUAAGGAGGUGGAGAAGGCCAAGCCUGAGGAGAAAGAGCCCGAGGCCCCCGCGGAGAACGGCGAAGCCAAAGCCGAGGAAGAGGCACCCGCUACAGACGCCGCUGAAGAUAAAGAGGAGGCAGCGGAAUAACAUCUCUCCCGCCAUGUCUUCUACCAGUGCUCCCUGUACCUCUUUUCUUGUACAAUUCAGGGGAAUAUUUUUAUCGACUAUUUUCUAAAUACAGGUUUUUUAGUAGUUUGAUUGUAGAGAACACUUUUUUUUAAUGAAAAGAAAAACGUCAGAUUUGGAAAACGGGGGAUUUCAUCACAUCCCACAGUUCUUUUUGCAUUGCGGUCAUUGUUGUUACUGUCAGUCUAUUUCAUUUCAAUUUUAAAUGUGAAGGAGGGGAGGGUGCAGGACAGGUUACCACGACAACGCGCAAGCAUGACUGAUGUUCACAGGAGCUGGGGCAAGAACCGGACGAGCUGGCCUGCGUGGACUACAUUCCAGAUGCUUUAUAAGGGACGGUGUAUGUAAUCUGUGCCGGGGUGGGGAUGAUGGACAGUCACGGGGCGAAUCAUUGUUUUCUUGUUUAGAAUGAAGAACAGUGUUUUAGAAUGUUUGUAAGCUUUGUUCCUAUUUGUUAACUCUUGUACUCAUGCAGUUUUCUUAACAAAUCUGGUCAAUAAACCCGAAGUCCGUAGUACUGGAGCUCUCCCUUUCAGAACUGUGCAUCGCGUGUGUUGGUUGUGUCUCUGUUUCCGUGAUAGCAUCGCAAUAAAUUUGUAUAGCUGCUGUGAAAAAGGGUUUUCGGUCUUUCUAUAUGCAGUGUGUAAUGGUACAUUGUAAGGAUGGUAAAAUGGAAUUUGUUUUCUUAGCCAAGCUAAUGAGGUAUGUAAUCGAAGAAGAAGAAAAAAAAGAAAAGAAAAAAGUAGAACGUGGCUUCUUAAAAGCUGACAAUACAAACUGUACUUUUCUUUGAAAUGUCAUGCAUACUACCAGCAGUAGCAAUAUUCAUGUGGAUUUGAGGUUUCUGUAUCAAGUACAAGUGUGCAGUUUCUUUUUUGUUUAUAGAUGUACCUGUGUAAUGAUUGUUAUCAACGAACCAAUAAAACUGGGUUGGUAGUUAA
Molecule: messenger RNA, 1256 nt
Organism: Salarias fasciatus (jewelled blenny)
Lineage: Eukaryota; Metazoa; Chordata; Actinopteri; Blenniiformes; Blenniidae
Gene: hmgn1b
Product: high mobility group nucleosome binding domain 1b
Exons: 6
Coding region: 16-276 (86 amino acids)
Cellular component (GO): chromatin; nucleus
Molecular function (GO): nucleosomal DNA binding
Source: RefSeq, a predicted model, not a curated record